CUAACCUCACUUCUCAUUUAAGUUUGUGUUUGCGGAUUAUUAAGCGUUGGUGAACUUUUCAGAAAAUAUCUUUACAAACAAUAAAACGGGCAUAUAAUGGCCAAUCGAACGGUCAAAGAUGCCAAAUCAAUUCAUGGUACAAACCCACAAUAUUUGGUUGAAAAAAUCAUACGGUCACGUAUUUAUGAUUCAAAAUAUUGGAAAGAAGAAUGUUUUGCCCUUACUGCCGAACUCCUAGUAGACAAAGCUAUGGAAUUACGAUUCGUGGGUGGAGUUUACGGUGGCAAUAUUAAACCAACACCAUUUUUGUGUUUAACACUGAAGAUGCUGCAAAUUCAGCCUGAAAAGGACAUUGUGGUUGAAUUCAUCAAGAAUGAAGAAUUUAAGUAUGUUAGAGCAUUGGGGGCAUUUUAUAUGAGACUUACAGGAUCCUCUCUGGAUUGUUACAAAUAUCUGGAACCCUUGUACAAUGAUAACAGAAAGUUGCGGCGACAAAGUAGAGCAGCAGCUUUUGAAAUUGUACAUAUGGAUGAGUUUAUAGAUGAAUUACUUAGGGAAGAAAGGGUUUGCGACGUAAUUUUACCAAGGGUUCAAAAAAGACAUGUCUUAGAAGAAAGUAAUGAAAUUGAUGCAAAAGUGUCUGCACUUGAAGAUGAUUUAGAUGAAGAAAUUGAGUUAGAGGAAGAGAAUAAACAUCAAGUGGUAGAAGAAAAACCAAAGGAAAAGAAAGAAAGAGAGAGAAAACGGGAACGCAGUAGAUCUAGAGAAAGACAUCGUAGUAGAAGUAAAGAGCGUCAUAAAAAAGAGAAAGAAAGGGAGCGUGACCGUGAGAAGGAACGUGAUAGGGAAAGAAGGGAGAGGGAUAAGGAACGCAAAGAUCGCGAUAAAGAUAGGGAACGCAAGGACAAGGAUAGAAAGAGAGAUAGAGAUCGUCAUCAUUAAUUUUUUUUUUAUAUAUAUUGUUUCAUACAAUUAAAUACAUCAACAAAUUGUGAAUAUCACAGAUUAUACCUAUAUCAUUAAACUUUCUCUUGAAUUUA
Zophobas morio is the source of this 1040-nucleotide messenger RNA. RefSeq names its product pre-mRNA-splicing factor 38 (gene Prp38). The record is from RefSeq and is a predicted model, not a curated record. Lineage: Eukaryota; Metazoa; Arthropoda; Insecta; Coleoptera; Tenebrionidae. The coding region runs from base 97 to 942 and encodes 281 amino acids. The transcript is spliced from 2 exons. Gene Ontology annotation, cellular component: precatalytic spliceosome.